Acomys russatus (golden spiny mouse) is the source of this 1341-nucleotide messenger RNA. RefSeq names its product nudix hydrolase 18 (gene Nudt18). The transcript has 3 exons. Gene Ontology annotation, molecular function: 8-oxo-GDP phosphatase activity; 8-oxo-dGDP phosphatase activity; magnesium ion binding. Lineage: Eukaryota; Metazoa; Chordata; Mammalia; Rodentia; Muridae. Bases 48 to 1019 code for a protein of 323 amino acids. The record is from RefSeq and is a predicted model, not a curated record.
GGGGGGGUGUCUGGCGGGUCCCAGCUUGCCACCUCCCCGGAGACUUGAUGGCUACGGAAGGUUUGGCGGGGGCGCUGGCCACCGUGCUGGGGGGGAAGGGGUUGCUGGUGCAGAGCUGUGACUCGGAGCCGGCCGGCAAGCCGCUGUCGCCCGUGCGGCUGCGGAAGAAUGUCUGCUACGUGGUGCUGGCCGUGUUCCUCAACGAGCAGGAUGAGGUGUUGAUGAUCCAAGAGGCCAAGAGGGAGUGCCGGGGAUCGUGGUACCUCCCGGCUGGGAGAAUGGAGCCAGGAGAGACCAUCGUGGAGGCGAUGCAGCGGGAGGUGAAGGAGGAGGCUGGCUUGCUCUGUGAGCCAGUAACACUGCUGUCUGUGGAGGAGAGGGGCGCCUCCUGGAUCCGUUUUGUAUUCCUUGCUCGACCCACAGGUGGAGUUCUGAAGACUUCCAAGAAUGCCGAUGCUGAGUCCCUACAGGCUGGCUGGUACCCACGGGUCUCCCUGCCCACUCCGCUUAGAGCCCAUGACGUUCUGCCCCUGGUAGAGCUGGGUGCCAAAUUCUGCCAACAAGCCAUGCACCCUCUCACUCUGCCUCAAGAGCUUCCCUGCAGUGUGGUCUGUCAGCGGUUGGUGGCCAUCUUUACAACAGUCCAGUCGGUGUGGGUGCUGGUGGGCACAGUGGGGACACCUCACUUGCCCAUCACUGCCUGUGGCUUUACCCCUAUGGAGCAAAGGGGUGGCAUCAAUGUGGCCAUCUUACGGCUGCUACAGGAAUGUCUAACUCUGCACAGUUUGGCAGUGGAGACCAAGGGGUUGCUUGGGCUGCAGCACCUAGGCAGAGACCACAUGGAUGGCAUCUGCCUGAAUGUGCUGGUGACGGUGGCUUUUCGGAACCCAGGGAUCCAAGAUGAGCCCCCAAAGAUUCGGGGUGAGAACUACUUUUGGUGGAAGGUAUUAGAGGAAGACUUACAAAAACAGCUUCUACACAGAGUCCAGGAAUCUUCUGUCAUCCCCCUGAACAGAUAGACAGGUGCCAGCGUUGACGGGCAGCUGAGCCUCCUCCCUCCCUCUGCGGCAGGGAAGAGGCUGGCAAUGUGAGAUCUCAUUGCACUGUGCACAAGCACAGGGACCCCACACUGAGCCCAAAGGGAGGGUGCCGCGAAUCCAGUGCUCAAGGGCUCAGUUGUUCUGAGGGUACACAGUGCUUCUCUUUAAAGACGGUGAAGAGUGUUUUCAACCCUAACCGGCACAAUUUUAAUUUCUUUGUCCACUUUGGAAAAGCCCUCCCCCCACAUGUCAAUCCUUCCAAGCCCUUAGGAAUGUAUGGGGGGAUGGGACAUGGGGCCCG